Messenger RNA from Gossypium arboreum, 1824 nucleotides. RefSeq lists its product as uncharacterized. The transcript has 2 exons. NCBI's taxonomy places the organism in Eukaryota, Viridiplantae, Streptophyta, Magnoliopsida, Malvales, Malvaceae. The record is from RefSeq and is a predicted model, not a curated record. Bases 1 to 1824 code for a protein of 607 amino acids.
AUGGCCCAGUUGACCCAAACUCUCAGAGGCCCAAAAAUUAGAAGCAUAGCCCCUUUCCACUUGAAACCAUUACAGCCUCCAUAUCCUAAAUGGUAUGAUGCAAAUGCUAGGUGUGAGUAUCAUGCUGGAAUAUCGGGGCACUCAAUUGAGAAUUGUACUGGAUUCAAGAAAGCCGUAGAGAGGUUGAUCAAGAAUGGAAUUUUGAAAUUUGAGAGUACUUCAAAUACUGAGACCCCUUUGCCGAACCAUGACAAUCAAGGAGUGAAUGCCAUUGUUGAAGCUCGUGGAAAAAGGGGGAAGGAAAAUGUUGCUGAAGUAAGGAUGCUUUUAAAAGUAAUAUGGAAAGAGAUGGUAAAGAGAGGGAUAAUAACCUCUGAGAAAGAAGGAAACGAAAUGAGGAACUACUGCGAGUUGCAUGGGAAGGAGGGUCAUGAGACCCAAAAUCGUGAAGAAUUUAAAGCCUUGGUGCAAGGUUUCAUUGACAAUAAAGAGCUACAGAUUUUUGAAGAUAGUUCUUAUAAACGAGAAAUAAAUGCGUUAGAAGGAGAACAACAAGGAAUCAGUCGGCCAAAGAUCAUUAUCUCCCUACCAGGAAAUAAGGAAGUAGAGGCACCAAAAGUGCCCAAGGUCAUCAUCCAUAAGCCCAAUCCUUUUCCUUACAAGGAUGACAAGAGGGUGCCUUGGAACUACGACUGCAGUAUAACGGUACCAAAGGGAGAGAGUAUAGCUAGCGCGUCUAGGGGCACUCAAAAUGAAGGUUCCUAUACAAGAAGUGGGAAACGUUAUGAUGAGGGGGGUAUCAGAAUGGAGCCCACAAAGACGAAAGAUGUUGAGAUUGAGAAGGAAAAAGCAACCGAAAUACCCAUCAAAGAGUUAGUUAAGGAGGAGGAGGCUAAGGAGUUUCUAAAGUUCUUGAAACAUAGUGAAUAUAGCGCGGUCGAGCAGCUACGUAAGCAACCAGCACGUAUAUCAGUGUUAGCCCUACUCUUGAGUUCUGAAGUGCAUAGGGAUGCAUUGCUAAAGGUGCUUAAUGAAACAUAUGUCACCCAUGACAUAUCAAUUAACAAGCUAGACCGAUUGGUAAACAACAUCAGUGCUGAUAAUUUCAUCUACUUCAAUGAUGAUGAAAUUCCACCUGGGGGCAUAAGGUCAACAAAAGCCCUGCAUAUUACUACUCGGUGUAAAGGAUACACAUUACCAAGCGUACUCGUCGAUAAUGGGUCUACUUUGAAUGUCCUUCCCUUAUCCACAUUGAAUCAAUUACCCAUUGACAGUUCGCAUAUGAAGGCAUGUCACAAUGUGGUGAAAGCCUUCGAUGGAACUAAAAGGAAAGUAAUGGGACGAAUUGACAUCCCUCUGGAGAUUGGACCAAAUACGUAUGAAGUCAACUUCCUGGUAAUAGAUAUCAAGUCCUCCUAUAAUUGUUUGUGGGGGAGACCAUGGAUAUACUCGGUAGGAGCGGUGCCUUCUUCAUUGCACCAAAAAUUGAAGUUAGUAACAAAUGGACGCUUGAUAACCAUCAAUGCAGAGGAGGACAUCAUAGUAGCAGUCACCAGUAAAGCUCCUUAUGUGGAGGCAAAUGAGGAGGCUAUCGAGUGUUCUUUUAGCUCCUUGGAAAUUGUUAAUGCUACCUUCAUUUCGGAGGGAAGUGAGGUGCUGUCAGGAGGAUUGCUGAUAGAAGAAAGUCGUCAGGUUAAUGCUGUACAUAAUGAGGGAUCGGAGCAAGGAAACCUUGAGGGCAUUCGCCCUUACAAACCAGGGAGCUCUCUGAAUAAUUGGACUGCGGAGGACCUUCCUAUAGUCUUUAGAAAUUUUUCAGAGUAA